Messenger RNA from Dendrobium catenatum, 1738 nucleotides. RefSeq names its product amino acid transporter AVT3C. Gene Ontology annotation, molecular function: amino acid transmembrane transporter activity. Gene Ontology annotation, cellular component: vacuolar membrane. The record is from RefSeq and is a predicted model, not a curated record. Gene Ontology annotation, biological process: amino acid transmembrane transport. The transcript has a single exon. The coding region runs from base 78 to 1331 and encodes 417 amino acids. Lineage: Eukaryota; Viridiplantae; Streptophyta; Magnoliopsida; Asparagales; Orchidaceae.
ACCUCCAAAAUCCUAAGUAUUUCGUCUCGCCUUCUCCUCUUUGUUGACCGGCCCUAAAUCCUUCAAGCGCAGCAGCCAUGGUGUUCAAGGAAGCGAGUUCCUCAUCACAUGCCUUACCGAUUAUCGCCGGCGACUCAUCGGUUCCCCUUCUCGGCCUCAAAUCCGGAAGCUACCUCUCUUCUCAACCUAAAACCUUCGCUAACGUCUUCAUCGCCAUCGUCGGCGCUGGCGUUCUCGGCCUCCCAUACGCCUUCAAGCGCACCGGAUGGGCCGCCGGAACUUUAAUGCUACUCGUCGUAGGUGCCCUCACCUAUCAUUGCAUGAUGCUUCUCACGCGCACCCGCCGCCGCCUCGAGGAAGAAGUCGGGUUCUCCAAGAUCGCCUCCUUCGGCGAUCUCGGCUUCUCCGUCGCCGGUCGUGUCGGUCGCCUUGCCGUAGAUCUUAUGAUCGUGCUUAGCCAAGCAAGUUUCUGCGUCGGGUACCUGAUAUUCAUCUCCAACACGCUUGCCCACAUACUCCCUCAAAAGCCCAAUAAAUUACUCUCCCUCGCCGCUUUGCUUCCUUUCCAGCUCGCUCUCAACUCAAUCCGAAGCCUCACCCUCCUCGCUCCCCUCAGCAUCUUUGCCGACAUAGUCGAUAUAGCCGCCAUGGUGGUUGUUCUCGGUGUCGAUGUAAACACUUUCGCUCACCGACAGCCAGAUCUAGUCUCCUUCGGCGGGUCAUCCGUCAUCUUCUACGGCCUCGGCGUCGCCGUCUAUGCCUUUGAGGGGAUCGGCAUGGUGCUUCCACUUGAAUCGGAAGCAGCCGACAAGAAUAAGUUCGGGCGAACCCUAGGCCUCUCCAUGGCCUUCAUCUCCGCCCUGUACGCCUCCUUUGGCGCCUUCGGGUAUGCUGCCUUCGGUGAUGAUACAAGCGACAUCAUAACUACUAACCUGGGCCGUGGCAUAAUCCCCCUGGCCGUGCAGAUCGGGCUCUGCAUCAAUCUGUUCUUCACCCUUCCGAUCAUGAUGAAUCCUGUGUACGAGGUGGCCGAGAGGUGGGCCUACGGUAAGCAAUACUGUAUAUGGUUGAGGUGGGCUCUGGUGAUGAUGGUGUGCUUGGUGACGCUGGUUGUACCCAAUUUCACCGACUUCCUGUCGCUGGUUGGGAGCAGCGUUUGCUGCAUCCUAGGGUUUGUUCUUCCGGCCGCUUUUCAUCUUAGGGUUUUUGGGCCGGAGAUGGGUUGGAUUGGUGUGGUUUCCGACGGGGCGAUCAUUGUGAUCGGCGUCGUUUUCACCGUCUCCGGUACUUUCUCUACGGUGAUGGAGAUUCUCUUCUCGGUGAAGGUGUAAGGAAGAAGAAGCGAUUUGUACCUUGUACAUAGCUUGGAUUCAAUUACAGUUCGAGGAAUCUUUAUCGUAUUUUCGAGCUGCAAAAUGGAAUCAUGGGAAAUGUGAAAUUCGAGAUGGUUUUAAUAAUCGGAAGAACAAUUCACCAUUGGUAGGUUAUGAAACAGAAUUAUAGUAUUGGAGCAGUGCAGCUAAUUCAUUGUAAGUAAUAAGAACACAAAUGAUUUGGGUAUUAUUUGUGUGAAUUUGUUAGUGUCAGAUGUCUGAUGUCAAGUCUUUGACAUCUACGUCCUUCGAGAAUGUAUUUGUUGUAGGAUCAGAUGAAUUUGGAAAGCUUUGAUAAAUUUUCUUCCUGUUCUGAACUGUAUUUCUUAGUAAAUUAUUAAUCAGAUUAAAACUAUUCAUGAUAA